AGCAAAUUUUAAAUUAAGUAGUUUAAACUCCAUUUGAUGAUAUGGUCUCAAAGGAUAGUUUCGUGUUGUACGCAGUUUUCUUUGUGUUCCGUGCCGGUGCAGAAACAGUGGAAGAUUUUACUUCUCUUUAUUUGAAAGAGUUAGGCUACGAUGAAUUUUACAUCGGUUUAAUACCUUUGUUUGGUCUGGUGACACAGUUGACUGGCGUUCCUAUUUGUGGUUAUUUGGCAGAUAAAUUUCAAAUGCUUAAGUUUAUUUUAAUUUUGUCAGUUUUGAUAAACAUACCAACAGUUUUGAUGUAUGUAAUUCCCAGAGAGAUAAAUUUACCAUGCAAAAAAACGACUCAGAAAGACGAAAGCAAGUUAUUUUACAACAAGACACAAGCAGAGUUCAUAAAUCGGUCCUUAAAUUUAAAGGAGUACACAAAUGCAAGUAAUUAUAUGACUUUAAAUAACUUGACAGACUACAAAGACGCGUGGAGCGAUGGUAGUGGUCUGCGACUUUGGUAUUUUGUGUUUUUAUGCUUUUUGAGUGGAAUUUUUGAACUAUGUCGAAGACUGGCAGUUGGAUUGGUAACUGUUGCUGCUGUAAAUUAUGCUAAUAAUAACAAAUUCAAGUUUACUUGCUGCUUUGGAUGCGGUACUAUAGGAGCAGGAUUAACAAUUUGUACUGUGUCAAUUGCUGCAGGAUAUUUUAAAUAUACGAGAUGUGCUGUAGAAACACCAAGUUUUUCUAUUGCAUUUCCAGUGGCAGCAGCUCUGCAUUGUUUCAUGUUAUUUGGGGUAAUGUGGUUGAAGUUUGAUUACGAAGAAAAGACGGAAAAAGUUUACUUAAGUGAAGCUAUUAGGACUUUAAUGAAACGGGAACAUAUUCUUAUUCUGUGCAUUGGUUUACACGUGGGUGCUUGUGACGGAUUUUUUAGUCGUUGGCAGUAUUGGUAUUUGUUGAAAAUUGGUGCAAGUACAACAUUUAUGGGUGUAGAAAGACUUCUAAAGCGGCUGAUAUUGGGAGCAUUUUGGUAUCUUGCUACUAGUCAGGUACUUAACCGUUUGGGGAAGCACAUUACAAUGACACUUUCUCUUCUCUCGUUUGCUGUAUCAUUUGCUUUUCUUGCAUUGAUGGAAAAUCCAUGGCUUGUAGUUUUUGUUGACAACUUUGAGUACCCAGGCUAUACCUUAUUUUUUACAGCUGCAGUUUUUCAUUUCUCAAAUUCGGAGUCAGAAUCACUGUUUGCACACAUUCAAGGUAUGCUAAGUCUUAUUAUAAAUGGUAUCGGUAAGGAUGUUGGUUCAAUGUUAACUGGAUACUUAUUCAAAGAAUGUGGCAUCCGAAUUACAUUGUACGGAUAUUCAGUCGUCUCUCUUGUAUGGUGUAUAGUCCUUGUAGUUUAUACAUUAAAAAGUCAAGAGGCUCAUCAUUACGAACGAGUGGAAAUAGAAAAAGGAAUGGAACUAAAAAAUACUAAAGAGAUCGCUAAGCAAUAAUCAUGGUGUGUGCUUUGAAGUAACAAAAAAAGUAUCGUUUAAUGAUAUUUACAUAUUUAAAAAUUCAUGGUUAGUACAAUUUGUACCGUAACGAUUUUUAAUUGUGUGAUGCAUAUUAAAAAAGGCCAAUGUUUAAAGUAAAAGAAAGAA
This is a messenger RNA of Xenia sp. Carnegie-2017, 1634 nucleotides long. RefSeq lists its product as uncharacterized. The transcript is spliced from 2 exons. Gene Ontology annotation, cellular component: membrane. Bases 42 to 1484 code for a protein of 480 amino acids. NCBI's taxonomy places the organism in Eukaryota, Metazoa, Cnidaria, Anthozoa, Malacalcyonacea, Xeniidae. The record is from RefSeq and is a predicted model, not a curated record.